Molecule: messenger RNA, 1408 nt
Organism: Ostrinia furnacalis (Asian corn borer)
Lineage: Eukaryota; Metazoa; Arthropoda; Insecta; Lepidoptera; Crambidae
Exons: 5
Coding region: 686-1336 (216 amino acids)
Source: RefSeq, a predicted model, not a curated record
CAUGGCUCGGCCGUUACACUGAUUUAAUAGUGCAUUACCGUAAAUUAGUUUGUGGUUUACAAGCGGCUGUGCGAACAGUGGUGGGGAUGGAGUGGUUAAAAUUUGAAAAUCAAAAUUGAACGAUGUGAUUUGUGAUGCAAAAAUGAAACUGUAAUAAACAACAAACCAUAGACGGUCAUGUAAAGAAAAAAACUUUUAUGGAAUUAUUAUAAUUGGCUUUAGGAACGAAGGACUCAUAUCAAACUUUGCAAUUAUUCUUAUUAUAACCUAAGUGAAAACUAUCCUUACGCUAUAUUAAAUAUGUGAUUGGUAUCUUAGUUUUAUAAACUAAAGGCUAAUGUCGAGCAACUUUUAUUAAUUCCAUAAAAAGUAUAUCGAAUUGAAGAUCUUUAUCAUCGUAUAUUAAUUAUGACGUGAUGAAUCCAUAAUCCUGAGCAUUGAUUUGGAAAAUUGCUGACGAGAAAAUGAUAAGUUAUAACUCAGAAUGUGUGAGCAAUCAGUCAGUUGGAUAACUGUUCGAAAUGAGAUAUAAGUUAGCACAUAAUAUCCAUUCCCUGCUACACGUGUAUCACGUUAAUUCUGACGCUUAUGUAAAUCAUUCGACGUCGAAACAGUUUUUUCGAGCUAUUCGAAAUAUUUUAUUCGUUGGAUCUGAAGCUGACAUAAAUACAUUUAUUGCUGAAUCAUGGUAAUAAUUGUGUUGAUGUUAUGUCUCGUCGCAACUCCUGUUUACUUAGAAACGUUUCCGAUUAAAAAUGAAGAGGAAUUCCGAACGAAACGACAACUAAACUCUUUACCCUUAAUUUAUCCUUAUGGAGCUACAUACAAGUUCAUCAUCGGCAUCAGCUGUCCCAUAGCGAACCGGGACAACAUCCAAGUGGCCUUCGCUGCCAACUUCCAGUACCAGUACACACAUUUCACGAACAUCUCGCAGCUGUCCCAGUAUUACCCCAUCAAGACGGUGUCCCGGGAACAGAGGGACGCAGAUAUGCUCCAUAGGAGGGACGAGCGGAUCGUCUUCUAUAGGUCAUUGACUGAGAUGCUGAAUUCCAAAGGCAUGAAUGGAUACGAUUGCGUGCUGCGCGCGAUAUGCGAGGCGGCGCAAUAUCCGGUCGAAGAGGAGGGGCUGGUGGGGGAGAUAUUGCACAUCAUUUUAACUCCAGAUUACGGUCGUACGCCCUUCGAUGACGUGGACCCGCACUGGGAGGAGGCCAUAUCUGAGUACAAGGACGCCGCCAUUGCUGGGAGGCAGAUGUUCGACUGUGCCUCCAUCUACGAGGGAUGUCCAGAGGGCCAGGGAGUGAUGGAACUCAUAUCGGUUCUUAGAGAUGCGUGAAUAAAUUGUCAUGAUGUCAAUUCACGGGUUGAAGUUACAGAAGGAUUUUUUAAGCCAUUAUUUAAGCUGAAA